Messenger RNA from Boleophthalmus pectinirostris (great blue-spotted mudskipper), 784 nucleotides. RefSeq names its product nuclear protein 1b (gene nupr1b). The coding region runs from base 169 to 393 and encodes 74 amino acids. Gene Ontology annotation, cellular component: nucleus. Lineage: Eukaryota; Metazoa; Chordata; Actinopteri; Gobiiformes; Gobiidae. The transcript has 3 exons. Gene Ontology annotation, biological process: negative regulation of cell cycle; negative regulation of cell population proliferation; regulation of transcription by RNA polymerase II. The record is from RefSeq and is a predicted model, not a curated record.
UUCUGCACAAACAACUUUUUCCUGCGGAGUUUUACGGAGAAUCUGACGCACGGGACGCACGGGUCUGACGGGACGCACGGGUCUGACGCACGGGACGCUUCUGUCUGCUGCGGUUUUAGACGUUUUUCAGUUUUGUACUUUUCUUUUCCAAAGCGCAGUUUGGUCAAAAUGAGCCACGUCGACGUGAAAAACAUCAAACCCACAACUUUUGAGGAGGAAUACUUCGACGAGUACGAAUAUUACAACCUGUCCGACAAGUAUGCGGAGGGUUCGGCGCGGAAAGGCAGGUCCAAGAAGGAGGCGAGCGACAACACGAACCGACCGAACCCCGGAGGACACGAGCGGAAGAUCGUGGAGAAACUGGUGAACACCGAGAAGAAGGCCAAAGAGUGACCCGAGAUUGAGUUGGACGGCUUUUCUGGAAUCGACCUUGGUUUCCACGGCGACGUUUGACGUGGGAGCGCGCCAGCCUCCGAUUGGACGAGGCCCGAGCGUCCACAGACUCCUCCCACCGGGGCCGCGAGCUCCGCCCUCACCUGAGUGCUCACCUGGUCGUCACGGCGACGGGGGCAGGGGGCGGGGCCUGUUCUGCUUGAGGAAGUUUUACCAUUUUUUUUUUUUUGUUUUUUAAAUAAAUGAUUUUAAUAAAACUCGAGCUCGUAUUUCUGUAAGUUUGAGUCGAGUUUGUGAAAGUCAAAUUUGUUGCAAGUUUGUCACUUUUAUUAGUUUGUACGAACAUAAAAUAAAUAAAUGAAAACAAAAAUAAAAUACUUGCACUUUUUCA